This is a messenger RNA of Punctularia strigosozonata HHB-11173 SS5, 780 nucleotides long. RefSeq names its product ribosomal protein S5. Gene Ontology annotation, cellular component: cytosolic small ribosomal subunit; ribosome. Bases 1 to 780 code for a protein of 259 amino acids. The record is from RefSeq and is a predicted model, not a curated record. NCBI's taxonomy places the organism in Eukaryota, Fungi, Basidiomycota, Agaricomycetes, Corticiales, Punctulariaceae. The transcript is spliced from 3 exons. Gene Ontology annotation, biological process: translation. Gene Ontology annotation, molecular function: RNA binding; structural constituent of ribosome.
AUGGCUGACUCUGGACGCGGACGCGGAGGAUUCGGACGUGGACGUGGUGGUGAUCGCGGCCGGGGGCGCCGUGGACCUCGCCGUGGCGGUCGCAAAGACGAGGAGAAGGAGUGGGUUCCCGUCACCAAGCUGGGUCGUCUCGUGAAGGACGGGAAAAUCAAGUCGAUGGAGGAGAUUUACCUCUUCUCGCUUCCCGUCAAGGAAUACCAAAUUGUCGAUUUCUUCCUCCCCAAGCUCAAGGAUGAGGUAAUGAAGAUCAUGCCCGUGCAAAAGCAGACUCGUGCCGGCCAGCGCACGCGUUUCAAGGCGUUCGUCGCCAUCGGUGACUUUGACGGUCACGUUGGUCUUGGUGUCAAGUGCGCGAAGGAAGUUGCAACAGCGAUCCGCGGCGCCAUCAUCCUCGCGAAGCUUUCCGUCAUCCCCGUCAGGAGAGGUUACUGGGGUGCCAAGCUCGGUGACCCCCACACUGUCCCCUCAAAAGUCAGCGGCAAGGUCGGCUCCGUCAUGUGCCGCCUUAUCCCUGCUCCUCGUGGUACCGGUAUCGUCGCCGCCCCGGCGUCGAAGCGUAUGCUUCAGCUUGCCGGCGUUCAGGACGUGUACACUCAGUCGAAGGGUUCGACUGCGACUAUGGGCAACUUCUUGAAGGCGACCUUCGUUGCCAUCACGAAGACCUACGCCUUCCUCACUCCUGAUCUCUGGCGUGAGAUCCCGGUGUCGAAGCUGCCCUACGACGAGCACAGUGCGCACCUUCAGCUCACCGCGGGCAAGAAGGCCUAUUAG